Platichthys flesus (European flounder) is the source of this 2389-nucleotide messenger RNA. RefSeq names its product mgat4 family member C (gene mgat4c). Gene Ontology annotation, molecular function: acetylglucosaminyltransferase activity. The transcript has 3 exons. Gene Ontology annotation, biological process: protein N-linked glycosylation. NCBI's taxonomy places the organism in Eukaryota, Metazoa, Chordata, Actinopteri, Pleuronectiformes, Pleuronectidae. The record is from RefSeq and is a predicted model, not a curated record. The coding region runs from base 19 to 1452 and encodes 477 amino acids.
GGUGACCGGGUGCACGGCAUGAGGCUGCUGUGGAAAUCUGUGGACAAGAUGAGGUGUCUGAGGAAACGCUCCACUAUUCCCUUCCUCGGCUUCCUCAUCACCUUCCUCCUCUUCCUGAACCUCUACAUCGAGGAUGGCUACGUUCUGGAAGAGGAUAAGAGGCAGCUCAGGGAAGCAUCAGUCCACCCACCGAGCUCAGAACGAUACAUUCACACUUUCAGAGACCUUAGUAAUUUCUCUGGAACCAUUAAUGUCACGUAUCGUUAUCUUGCUGGAACCCCGCUGAACCGCAAGAAGUAUCUUACCAUUGGAUUGUCUUCAGUGAAAAGGAAAAGAGGGAAUUAUCUUCUUGAGACCAUCAAAUCCAUUUUCGAUCAGUCCAGUUACGAGGAACUGAAAGAGAUAAUCGUUGUGGUCCACCUGGCCGACUUUGACCUGGUCUGGUGUGAGAACCUGGUUCAGGAAAUCACCAGGAAGUUUGCUCACCACAUCAUAUCCGGACGCCUCCUGGUGAUCCAGGCACAAGAGGAGUAUUACCCGUCGCUGGAUGGAUUGAAAAGGAACUAUAACGACCCGGAGGACCGUGUCCGUUUCCGCUCGAAGCAGAACGUCGACUACGCGUUCCUCCUCAACUUCUGCACAAACCUUUCUCACUUCUACAUGAUGUUAGAGGACGACGUGCGCUGCUCCAGGAACUUCCUGACAGUGCUGAAGAAGGUGAUCAACUCCAGAGAAGGCUCCUACUGGGUGAUGCUGGAGUUUUCCAAGCUGGGCUACAUCGGGAAGCUGUACCACUCCAGAGACCUGCCACGUCUGGCUCAUUUCCUGCUCAUGUUCUACCAGGAGAUGCCCUGUGACUGGCUCCUCAUCCACUUCAGGGGUCUGCUGGCCCAGAAGGACGUGAUCCGCUUCAAGCCCUCGCUUUUCCAGCACAUGGGCUACUACUCAUCUUACAAAGGAGCGGAGAACAAACUGAAGGACGACGACUUUGAGGAAGACUCCAUAGACAUUCCUGACAACCCCCCUGCCAGCCUUUACACCAACAUCAACGUCUUUGAAAACUAUGACGCAACCAAGGCUUACAGCACAGUGGACGAAUACUUUUGGGGGAAGCCUCCAUCCACUGGAGACUUCUUUGUCAUAGUCUUUAACAAAUCUACCAAAAUCAGUAAAAUUAAGAUUGCCACUGGUUCUGACGACCGGCAGAAUGACUUUCUUCACCACGGAGCUGUGGAAGUGGGAGAGAAGCUGGUUGGGACUAAAAAAGGAAAACAGUGUUCAUCUUAUAUCACAUUAGGGGAGUUUAAAAAUGGCAACAUUGAGGUUCAAGAUGUAGACCACAAGAUUGCCUUUGAAAUUGAGUGUGUACGCAUCGUUGUGACGGCCAGUCAGAAAGAAUGGCUUAUUAUUAGGAGUAUAAGUUUAUGGACUACACAACCUCCCAGCCAAUGAAGACUAUACACAAAGACUCUUAGUUUGUCGUUUAGACUAGGGUUUUUACUAUGAUUAUGAUUUGUUAAUGUGUGAAUUUUCAGGAUUAUUUAUUAAUUUUGUAUGUAUUUAUUAAUACUCAUUUUGAUUGUUAAAUCAAUCAAUAGUUUUUAUACCUGCAAGUUGUAACCUUAAUGGGACAUCAUACCAGUCUUUAAGGACUGUUCAACUAACUUCAUUGUCCAUCAGCAUAGGUCUUUUCGAUAGUCCAUAGUCCUUUUCAGCAUAUAUGUGGCUGAUAAGUCAGUAUUAUGUUUUUUAUGAACUAUUAUAUUCUAAUAAAACAAUCACAUUGUUAUUGUUUUUUAUCCAAGAUGAGGCUUACAACAUUCUCUCUUUUUACCAUCAACAAAUCCUACAAAUAGACUAAAUCCAUUUUUCAUUUGAUCAUUGUGUAGCCAAAGUCUCAUAAAUCUCAUUCUUCUAUAUUCUUUUGUGCCAUGUAGCCAUACCCUAAAAAACACGUCCCUCCUAAACCAGGAACAUACACACACUGUUAUUUAUUUUGAGACAUCCCGUGAUGUACCUUUCAUCUGCAUUAAUCCACUUUUGAAAAUGGUGUUCAACUAAUGUGGUAGCCUACUUAAAUUUAUCUUAAGUAACAUUUCCUCAAAGGUCUGUAUUUUUCUAAUGAAACAUAUUAUUUGUGACCCAUUUUCCAACAUUCAUGUCUUUUAAUAGGAAUGAAUGGGCUCGGGGCUGAAUGCCACAGACAGUGUGGGCAGGUCAGAAUGUACUGAGCAAUAGACUAAUAUAUUAUUUGUUUUAUUCUUUUCAUGGUAUUAGUUGACAGUAACAAGUGUGUAGAAUAAUUCGCCAAACAGAAAGUUACCAGAAGUUAUUGAAGGUUUUUUGUUUUAUGCAUUUAAUCAAAUGUUAAUCAUUAAGCAUAGUAUGA